Messenger RNA from Drosophila simulans, 852 nucleotides. Its product is annotated as probable splicing factor, arginine/serine-rich 7. Bases 144 to 803 code for a protein of 219 amino acids. NCBI's taxonomy places the organism in Eukaryota, Metazoa, Arthropoda, Insecta, Diptera, Drosophilidae. The record is from RefSeq and is a predicted model, not a curated record. The transcript has 2 exons.
UGGCCAGCCUGAAUAUUCUUAAAAAUGUUGUAUUUUCUUGCCAGGCAAUUUAGUAUUUUGAGAACGAACGACGCCCGGCACACAAGAAAUAUAACAUAAAUGAAAAUCUAAAUAAAUAAUUAUCUACCUAUAAAGAACACAUUAUGAGGGAUCGCGACCGCCGUGACCGAGAUCGAGACAGGGAGAGGGAUAGAGAUCGGGACCGAGAAAGAGACAGAGAGCGGGACCGCGACAGACGACAUCGAUCCAAGUCGCCCAGCAGGAGCAGCCGGCAGAUUUCAAAACCGAAGAAGAAAAAGUCCAAGAAGUCGAAAAAGUACUCGAGAAGGAGUCGCAGUAGCAGUCGGAGCACCUCGCGCAGCUACUCCAGCAGCCGGAGCAGUUCCCGCAGCACGCACAGCAAGAGCAGAAGCAGGGAUCAUCACAAAUCGCGGUCUACUUCGCUGAGGAAAACCAGGGGUCCAAGUUCUGAAAGCAACUCCCGAUCCGCAACCACACCCGCAGCUGCUCCCGUGAAGGCCAUCGAUCUGUUCGACACCAAGGUGCAAAAGGCACUCGAGACUAUAGACGAGGACACCUUCAAGCCGGCGCCAUUUUUUAGCUCCCGGGAUUCAAAGGAGACAUCCGAGAAGGUGAUCAUAGAUCUGAACAACGAAACGGUCACAGUCGCCAGCAAGCCAGCCAUUGCAGUGCGAAACGAAGAUGUAAUAUUCCAUCCGAACUUCCUGGGCGACCCGGAUAUGAAGGCCGAGAAGUGGCUGCGCAAGCUGCACAAUUACCGCCAGAAGUACAUGCAGGAGUAGUCGAGUUUAGACUCUGUAUUUAAGAAACAAUAAACCUAUGUCUAGAAUA